UUCCGCAUCCCACCUUGGAACCACAGGUUCAGUGAGGAGGGGGAGGUUUAACAAUGCCAGCCCAAGGUGACAAGCUGCCUUGAGCAGUGACUGCCUGGUCUCAGAGGGAAUAGACACCUAGGCAGCAGUCUCUAACUUCAGUGACAUUUAGACUUGCAACCAUUUUUGACCACUUGCCCCCAGAGGGAAUCAUGGCCUGAGGUCCUGCUUGGGCAGGUGUGGCUAGGGCCCCCUGUCAACCUCUUCUGGGUGAUUGGGGAUCCCUUGGAGGAACCAGCAGCCCUCCUGACCUGGCUUUGCUGGCAGUUUAGGCCCAACCCUCCCUGAACAGCCAAUAAAGGCAGAUGAAGGCAGUCCUCCUUGGCCCCUUCCUGCCCCAUCCCUGUGCAGCAGUGACCUGCAGCUGCCUAGGGCUCAGGCCCACCCAGCCCUGCAGUCCUUGUGUUGACAAAAGGAACCAAGGCCCCUGAACACCAGAGGCUGACAUCAGACCACACCCCCCUUCACUGUGCAGCUCGGUUGGUACCACCAAGGCCCCAGCCCCACCAUUGCCUGCCUCUGAUCUGGCCAGGGCUCCUCCCUACCUGCCCCAUACCAAGACUCCUUGAAUCCCGGUGCCAGCUUGGAUGCUGAGGCCCUGCCCCCACCUUCCCUGCCUCACAGCCCCACUGUGAGGUCAGAGCCUUCCGACAAGUUCCGUCCACAGGUGUGCCGUGGGGCUGGGGGCUGGACAUGGCCCCCUGUCCCCAACCUGACUGCUGCCUGGCUGGCAGCCCCCUGGGCCUGAUAUGUCUGUCCCUUUUGCUCAUCCCUGCUGCAGCUGGAACCUACUGUGACUGCAGCCUGGGCCUCAGCCGCGAGGCCCUCAUCGCUCUCAUUGUGGUGCUGGCAGGAGUCAGCGCUAGCUGCUUCUGCGCCCUCGUGGUUGUGGCACUUGGAGUCCUUCGAGCCAAGGGUGAACCAAGCACCAGACAUGUGGACAACAGGUUGGUGGGGCACUUCGGGGUCCAGGAAGAUCGCAUGGACCUGCAUGCAGUGCACGUGGAGUCCCACCUUAUGGACCCUGAACUGGAGGUUUCCAUGAUGCCAUCACUGGAGGACCAUGGCCUCAUGACCAUCCCCAUGGAGGCUACUCUAGAGGAGCCGCCCCCACCCCCACCCCCUGAAUAGGGUGGAGGGCAAUUGGGCAGGGGAAUUAAACAUUAUUUAGUGGUUGUGUGCUGUCCUCCUUGCAAGCUCCAAAGUCCCUGGAGACUGCUCUGUGGUAUGUAUGCAUUCGGUUAUGGGGCAGGGAACCACCCCGCCUGGUGCUUCCACCUUCUGGCACAGCUGGCCAGCCCAGCCCCCUCCC
Messenger RNA from Marmota monax (woodchuck), 1351 nucleotides. It is a transcript of the gene Tmem210, whose product is annotated as transmembrane protein 210. The record is from RefSeq and is a predicted model, not a curated record. The transcript has 4 exons. Lineage: Eukaryota; Metazoa; Chordata; Mammalia; Rodentia; Sciuridae. The coding region runs from base 733 to 1170 and encodes 145 amino acids.